UCCGGCAGUCUGGCUAAAAGGUCGGAUUCCUUCAAUGUAUAUAAUUUAUUUUAUUUAUUUUAAUUUUGUUGUGCUUUUAGUAGUAGUGGCUCCAUACCACAGGCUGAAGAUGUACAGUUUCAUGGGCGGGGGUUUGUUCUGCGCCAUCGUGGGCAACAUCCUACUGGUGGUCUCCACCGCCACAGACUACUGGAUGCAGUACCGAGUGUCGGGCAACUACGCUCACCAAGGCCUGUGGCGUUACUGUCUGUCCAACAAAUGCCACUUACAGACGGAAAGCAUAGCCUAUUGGACGGCCACUAAGGCCUUCAUGAUCCUGUCCGGCGCGGCUUGCUUGGCGGGGGUGGUCGCCGGCACGGCGUCCUUUGCGCGCUUCUCCUCCUUCGGAAGAUUGAAUCGCUCCUUUGCUGCUGGAAUUCUCUUCUUUGUUUCAACUUUGUUCGCACUGCUGGCGAUGGGCGUGUACACGGCGGCUACGCUCAACUUCUUGGGCCGGCGCUUUGGCGACUGGCGCUUUUCGUGGUCUUACAUCCUGGGCUGGGUGGCAACCCUCAUGACCUUCUUUGCAGGUGUUUUCUACAUCUGCGCCUACAGGAUGUGCGAGUGCAGGAGAGUGAACACGCCGCAAUAGACCACUACACAUAAGCUAUUGUAUAUGAAAUUUGUUGCACUGAGAAAAUACAACAAAUAAAAUAAAGUGAAAUAAAAUACAGCGAUGCCUCGCUACUCCGCACUUCAAACUUUGCGCCCCCAGUCUAUUGCGGACCCCCCAAUAAAAUAAAUAAAUAUAGAUGUGAUGUCCCGAUCCC
Messenger RNA from Corythoichthys intestinalis (scribbled pipefish), 809 nucleotides. Its product is annotated as lens fiber membrane intrinsic protein-like. The coding region runs from base 35 to 631 and encodes 198 amino acids. The transcript is spliced from 4 exons. Gene Ontology annotation, molecular function: structural constituent of eye lens. NCBI's taxonomy places the organism in Eukaryota, Metazoa, Chordata, Actinopteri, Syngnathiformes, Syngnathidae. The record is from RefSeq and is a predicted model, not a curated record. Gene Ontology annotation, cellular component: plasma membrane.